AUGUCCUUCUUCGGCUUUGACAAUCACCACGACCUCGAGCACGAAAGACGCAAGUUUCUUGAAGGAGGUGCCCAUGACGAUAUAGCCGUUGUCACUUGGGGCGAAGAGAGCUACGACGGGCUCGGAGAUGCGUUGCAGGAGGGCGGCGAUGAUUUCAACGACGAGACUUUCGGUGGUGGUGGCAGAAUAGGCAAGGAUUUUGACUUCUCCGGCACGGCGCUGCCCGAAAAGCGGCAUCAGCAGGAGCACGUUCCCCAACCUGGCCCGUCAUUCCAACAGCAAUCGCGAGCACCGCAAAAACCCCAUACCCCGUCUCAUCCCGAAUCCCCUCACCCUUCGCAGUUGGAUGCGAUAUGGGGGAACAAGUCCUCUCCCUUCUCCGUGCUCCCUCGCAGCAACGGCUCUGGUCGAGGCUUCGACCAUGCGUCCAGCCCAAGGCAUUCGCCCAUGCCGGGCCAGCAAGGCGCGGGCUCGCACAAGCCUACCAGCCUCAACCUCGGCCCCGACAUGCACAAGGGCGUGCGCACGCUGGAGGAGAUCGAGAAGGAGAUGAGGGCUGCCGCGCAGGCCCAGCACCGACAGCAGCAACAGCAGGCCCAGCAGCUCGAACAGCAGUUCGAGCAGCAGCUCCAUCUGCAGCACCAGCAUCAGCACCAGCACCAGUUGCUGCAGCAGUCGCAGCCGUCGCCCUCCCAGAGCCUCAUGCAGUCCCCUCCCGCGCCCAUGCCCAACCAAAGCCCUGGCGUCGGCGUCGGCGUCGUUGCGGCCGCGGCCGCGACUCCCCCGCCUCGGAUGCACCCCCACUCGCAGUCGCCGCGCUUCCACCAGCAGCAGCAACAGCACCAGAUCCACCUCCUCCAGAUGCAACAGCAACAGCAGCAACGCCAGUUGCUCGAGCUCCAGGAGCAGCGCGAGCGGUUCCAGCGGCAGCAGCUACUUGAGCUCCAGGAGCAGCUGAAGAUCGAGGAGCUUGAGAGGCAGCAGCAGAUCCGCCUGAUUCAGAUGCAAGCCGACGCGGCCAGCGAGGCGCUCCUGCACAACCAGCUCCUUCAGCAGCGUGGGAUGAGCCCGGCCGUCGACGGUCGAGGACGGCAACGCGUCGGACGGCAGUCUCCUGCGAUGAUGGCUCCUCAGAUGGACGGUCCGAUGGGUCAGAACGUUGGCUACCUGCCGCAGAACAUCCAGAUGCAGCAGCGCCUCCUCGCAGAGAUGGCUCAAGCGGAGUUUUUGAGCACGAUGCAGGGGCCCGGGCUGGAGCGCGAGCUGAGGGAAGCGAGGGAGAUUCAAGAUAUCCUGAGGUCUAUGCGAUUCGUUCCCUUGCUUAUAGUUGAGGAACAGUCUCGCUAUAACGAUCUCAUGACGCAAUCCGACAAGGACUUCAUCACCCGCAUACAAGUUUCGCAACUCGUCACUCAGGACCCUUACGCCGAUGACUUCUACGCUCAAGUAUACACUGCUCUCAUCCGCUCGCGUAUGGGUAUCCCUACAUCCGAAGAUCGUGUACUCCGCUUUGGAUCCGGCGGAGGUGUUGGUCUAGGUGUCGGUCAAAAGAUUCCCAGCGGCCGUAGGCAAAAUGCGAUGCAACGCAUGGAGGCCCAGGUCGAGCGGAUCGUGAACAACGCGCGACUGAGGGAGAAGGAGAAGACUUCGUUGAGCAACCUGCAAGGUGCACUCGGCAGAACGUCUGGUCGUAGUUAUAAGGCGGCUCCCCGUCAAUUGCUCCAGGUCGACGCGACGAACGCUUCAACAAGCCCAACCGCUGCGCACUCCUCCGGCGCUCACAUCUCCAAGGCUGAUAUGACUGAAGGCGAGAAUGCGGCACGAGAAGCAGCGAAGAUGGGCCGCGAAGCCCUCGGGAACGCGUUCGAUGGCGUUCACAGGGACCCUUUGACCCACCGAGAGUCGUUGGUCAUCCUCGAGCAAAUGUACGAUCUUAUCCUCGAAAUCGACCAGAAACGGCGCGAUCAACCCCCACCCGAAGAGGAGGUAGAGUUUGAAAUUUGGACCGAGCACUGUGCGGCCAUUGCGGACAAGCUGUUUGAGAAGCUGAUGCUUUCUGUACCCCUCGAAACCAGCAUUCCUCAUCCAUUUGUCUCGAUCAUCACUCCCAUCAAGGGCAAGAGGCUACUUAUGCGCCUGGCGCGAUGCUUCGAUACCCAGCGCAUGCAGAUCAUGCUGACGCUCAUUGUGCUACGCCAAGCUCCCCUCCUGGACACGCUAGAUGAGACGCGCGAAGUAAAGGAUCUAGAGCACCAGACGCAGGCGUUCAUGACCAGUGUUGUCGGCAGCAUCAUGAAUGUCGUAGGCACGGCGCAGAUGAGGCUUGUCAAUGGUCUGUUCGCCAUCAUGAUCGAAGGAGACCCCCUUGCGGUCGCUUUCACAAGACCUGGUGUUUCGCUCCUCACCAUGUUCUGCAGUCGUGCCGACAUGCUCAUCAAUAGCCCUCUCAACGAGGAAGAGGCUCCCCAGCCGGAGGAGAUGCACAAGUGGAGCACGCUGUACAACCACCUCUUCGACCUCCUCCGCCCGCGCCUCCAGCUCCUCUUCCCCUCGGUGCGCAUCAGCCUCAAGACGGGCGUGAACUUCACGCAGGUGCCGAACGCGGACGUGCUCGACCAGCCGGUGUGGGAGUUCCUCGCGACGUUCGCGCUCUUCGCGAGCGAGGAGCAGCAACAGGUGCUCAUCGCCAGCCUCCGCGACGUCGUGCUCGAGAACGUCGCGACGGCGACCAAGGGCUGGACCGGUGCCGACUCAGACGAGACGCGCAGGCUCCGGCUCGCGAACGUGAACCUCUUCCUGCGCUCGUUCGGGCUUGACGCGUCGCAGAUCCAGCUGUGA
Messenger RNA from Epithele typhae, 2838 nucleotides. RefSeq names its product topoisomerase II-associated protein PAT1. Lineage: Eukaryota; Fungi; Basidiomycota; Agaricomycetes; Polyporales; Epitheliaceae. Bases 1 to 2838 code for a protein of 945 amino acids. The transcript has 11 exons. The record is from RefSeq and is a predicted model, not a curated record. Gene Ontology annotation, molecular function: RNA binding. Gene Ontology annotation, biological process: P-body assembly; deadenylation-dependent decapping of nuclear-transcribed mRNA. Gene Ontology annotation, cellular component: P-body.